Phytophthora nicotianae INRA-310 is the source of this 1656-nucleotide messenger RNA. RefSeq lists its product as hypothetical. NCBI's taxonomy places the organism in Eukaryota, Oomycota, Peronosporomycetes, Peronosporales, Peronosporaceae. The transcript has 9 exons. Gene Ontology annotation, cellular component: Golgi membrane. Gene Ontology annotation, biological process: protein palmitoylation. Gene Ontology annotation, molecular function: protein binding; palmitoyltransferase activity. Bases 1 to 1656 code for a protein of 551 amino acids. The record is from RefSeq and is a predicted model, not a curated record.
AUGGAAGAGGAGAAUGCUCCAUUGCAGAAGGCUAACAACGAGAAUGGAGAUGGAGUAGAAGCGAAGUACUAUCCUGAUGGCUACGACGCGACUUAUGCGGACUAUUACUACCAGCAGCAACAAGAAGGAGAAGACUAUUAUGCAUCGUACCAGCAGGAAGGAUACGACGGGUAUUACUCGCACGAUCCGAACAGUACUGAUCCGUAUCAGUACCAGUACAGCUAUGAAGCCAACGAUGCCUUCGCUACCGCCGAAGGACAAGACUACAGUUAUUAUACUGGUGGUGAGGGGUACGAAGCAGAUCAGCAAGAGUACAAUACCACAGACAUGCCGGAAUCAUGGAGUUAUAGUCCGGAAGACGGUCAGCAAUUCUACUUGGAUCAACUUACGACGGAGCAGACGUCUGGGUACUACUACGAUGAACAAGGAAAUUUAAUCAAUGUGCAUGGAGGAGAAUCUCCAACGAAUGUUUUUAAUCAGGAAGAAUACUGGCAGGGCAGCAGUAAUUCGUCAUAUAUUGAAGAAACAACUUCAGUAACUAAAGAUGAGAGCCCUCAGAAUGCAACAGAUACGGAGGAGCUUGGUGUUACGGACUUCACUCCCACGACCGAUGAUGUACCGACGCCAGACCUUGAAUCCUCACUGAAAACCAAAAAGAAAAAGAAAAAUGACAGGGCAGUGUCGCCAUCAAAGAAAAAGAAGACGAAGAGGGAACGCAUUGAACAGCGCCAAGCUUUGUUAGAAAAGGAGGAAGAAGAACGACUGAAAGCACAGGAAUCUGCUCAGGUUACUACCUCAAAUAAAAACGCACCUGGAACUGAUGGUGCAGCAGCAAGUAAUAAAACGAGCAAGUUGACGACGAAAAAGACAGCGUUUUUGGAUCGCGAGAGGGCAAAGUUCCAGCUGAAGCUGCGCAUUACUAAAGCAAUCAAGCGCAACCGAAUGCCAGUGCAAAUCCGCAUCCUUCCGACGACUCGAAAGCACUUGACUCCAAUGGACAAAUAUUUCGGAAGCAAAAGCGUCGAAUGUGUUCUCUCUGACAUUUUCUGGGCGUCGAUAAAAGGAGAUAUCGGACGUAUGAAGCAUCUAGUCGAGGUUGAGGGAGAAAGCCCGACAGAUAGUAAGCUGGACCCAUGGAAUCUUCACCAAACACCUCUCCACUGGGCAGCAAAAGGCGGAUCCGUGCCUGUUGUGAGCUAUCUACUAGCAGCGGGUGCCAGUCCAAGAUGCCUGGAUGACAACGGCAGUUUACCCCUCCAUCUCUCGUGCUGGGCUGGCCAUGUUGACGCUAGUAUAUUGCUGUUACGUGCCUCCGAUGUGAAGGAUCUGUAUGUGCAGGACUAUGAUGGUGCCAUGUGUCCUCUAGAUUGGGCGAAUGUUCGUGGACACACGAAGUUGCUCAAGGCAAUCGAAAAGUACCAAGACUCGUUGUGGCUGCCCAAAUUUGUGGAUGAAUUGAUUCGAGGGAUCGUACGCUACAAGAUUAAAAUCUUCAAAGACCCACCAAAGAAGCCCGUAAAGGCGGAAGAAAAGGAUACUCCUGUCGGUUCUGAAGCGAAACUCGACCCGGUCCCAACGAUUGUUGAAUCUGCGGACAACGCUGCUGAAAACUUGGCAAAAGAGAUUGCGAACACUUCUACGGAUUCACUAGAAUAA